Messenger RNA from Castor canadensis (American beaver), 3360 nucleotides. Lineage: Eukaryota; Metazoa; Chordata; Mammalia; Rodentia; Castoridae. The record is from RefSeq and is a predicted model, not a curated record.
AUGCCUAUAAUCCCAGCACUGUGGAGACUGAUUCAGAAUAACAACUUUGAGGCCACUCUGGGUUACCUAUCACAAAUUGAAGAUUUAAAUGAAAAUCUUUUAAAAUUGAAGGAAGCUCUUAAAACAAGUAAAAACAGAGAAAAUUUACUCACUGAUAAUUUGAACGACUUACACAAUGAACUGCAAAGAAAGCAAAAAGCUUAUACUAAAAUACUUAGAGAGAAAGAUGGAAUUGAUCAAGAGAAUGAUGAACUGAAAAGGCAAAUUAAAAGACUGUCCAGUGGGUUACAGAGCAAACCUCUGAUAGAUAAUAAACAAAGUUUAAUUGAAGAGCUUCAAAAGAAAGUUAAAAAAUUAGAAAGCCAACUGGAAAGAAAAGUGGAUGAGGUAGACAUAAAACCUAUGAAAGAAAAGAGUGCUAGGGAAGAAUUAAUUAAGUGGGAAGAAGGUAAAAAAUGGCAAACCAAAAUAGAGGGAAUUCGAAACAAGUUAAAAGAGAAAGAGGGAGAAGUUUUUACUCUAACAAAACAGUUGAAUACUUUGAAGGAUCUUUUUGCCAAAGCAGAUAAAGAGAAAAUUACUUUGCAGAGGAAACUAAAAUCAACUGGCAUGACUGUUGAUCAGGUUUUAGGAGUACGAGCUUUGGAGUCAGAAAAAGAGUUGGAAGAAUUAAAAAAGAGAAAUCUUGACCUAGAAAAUGACAUUCUGUAUAUGAGCUAUCUUCAGGUAGUCAAUUGGCAUAUGAAAAUAGAAGAACUUCGUCUUCAAGAACUUAAACUAAAUCGAGAAUUAGUGAGAGAUAAAGAAGAAAUAAAAUAUUUGAAUAAUAUAAUAUCUGAAUAUGAGCAAACUAUCAACAGUCUGGAGGAAGAAAUUGUUCAGCAGAACAAGUUUCAUGAGGAAAGGCAGAUGGCUUGGGAUCAGAGAGAAGUUGAGCUAGAACGUCAACUAGACAUUUUUGACCGUCAACAAAAUGAAAUACUAAAUGCAGCACAAAAGUUUGAAGAAGCUACAGGCUCAAUGCCAGACCCCAGUUUGACCCUUCCAAAUCAACUUGAGAUUGCACUAAAAAAAAUUAAAGAGAAUGUUCGAACAAUUCUAGAAACACGGGCAACUUGUAAAUCACUAGAAGAGAAGCUAAAAGAAAAAGAAUCUGCUUUACGGUUAGCAGAACAAAAUAUUCUAUCAAGAGACAAAGUAAUCAAUGAACUGAGGCUUCGGUUGCCUGCUACUGCAGAACGAGAAAAACUGAUAGCUGACCUAAGCAGAAGAGAGAUGGAACCAAAAUCCCAUUACACAAUGAAAAUUGCUCAUCAAACCAUUAUAAAUAUGCAAGCAAGGUUAAAUCAAAAAGACGAAAUACUAAAGAAGUACCAACACCUUCUAGAAAAGGCCAGAGAGGAGCAAAGAGAAAUUGUAAAGAAACAUGAAGAAGACCUUCAUAUUCUUCAUCAUAAAUUAGAACUACAGGCUGAUAGUUCACUCAAUAAAUUCAAACAAACAGCUCAGGAUUUAAUAAAACAAUCGCCUACUCCAGUUCCUACCAACAAGCAUUUUAUUCGUCUGGCUGAGAUGGAACAGACAGUAGCAGAACAAGAUAACUCUCUUUCCUCACUUUUGAUCAAACUAGAGAAAAUAUCACAAGAUCUAGAGAGACAAAAAGAAAUCACAGAUUUAAAAGUAAAAGAAUUUGAAAGUAUCAAAUUACAGCUCCAAGAAAACCAUGCAUGUGAAGUGAAAAAAGUGAAAGCAGAAGUAGAGGAUUUAAGGUGUCUUCUGGCCAAGUCACAAAAGGAGUCUCAGAGUUUAAAGUCUGAACUUCAAGCUCAAAAAGAAGCAAAUUCAAGAGCUCCAACAACUACAAUGAGAAAUCUAGUAGACCGGCUAAAGAGCCAAUUAGCCUUGAAAGAGAAACAACAAAAAGCACUUAGUCGAGCACUUUUGGAACUCCGGACUGAAAUGACAGCAGCAGCUGAAGAACGUAUUAUUUCCAUAACUUCUCAGAAAGAGGCCAAUCUCAAUGUUCAACAGGUUGUUGAUCGACAUACUAGAGAACUAAAGGAAAUGGCUGUUUUCAAAAUCGCAGCUCUCCAAAAAGUUAUAGAUAAUAGUGUUUCUUUGUCUGAGCUAGAACUAGCUAAUAAACAAUACAAUGAAUUGACUGCUAAGUACAGAGACAUCUUGCAAAAAGAUAAUAUGCUUGUUCAAAGAACAAGUAACUUGGAACACAUAGAGCAUGAAAAUGCAUCCUUAAAAGAACAAAUGGAAUAUGUAAAUAAAGAACUGGAGAUUACCAAGGAAAAACUUCACACUAUUGAACAAGCCUGGGAACAGGAAACUAAAUUAGGAAAUGAAUCUAAAAUGGAUAAGGCAACGAAAUCAGUAACCAACAGUGACAUUGUUUCUAUUUCAAAAAAAAUCACUAUGUUGGAAAUGAAGGAAUUAAAUGAAAGGCAGAGGGCUGAACAUUGUCAAAAAAUGUACGAACAUAUAAGGACUUCAUUAAAGCAAAUGGAAGAACGAAAUUUUGAAUUGGAAACCAAAUUUGCUGAGCUUACUAAAAUCAACUUGGAUGCACAGAAGGUGGAACAGAUGUUAAGAGAUGAGUUAGCUGAUAGUGUGAGCAAAGCAGUAAGUGAUGCUGAUAGGCAACGGAUUCUAGAAUUAGAGAAGAAUGAAAUGGAACUAAAAGUUGAAGUGUCUAAAUUAAGAGAGAUUUCUGAUAUUGCCAAAAGACAAGUUGAAUUUUUGAAUACCCAGCAACAGUCCAGGGAAAAGGAAGUAGAAUCCCUCAGAAUGCAGCUAUUAGACUAUCAGGCACAAUCUGAUGAAAAGGCACUCAUUGCCAAGUUGCAUCAACAUAUUGUCUCUCUUCAAAUUAGUGAGGUUACUGCUCUUGGAAAGCUGGAGUCAGUUACAUCCAAACUACACAAGAUAGAGGCCUACAAUUUGCGCAUAGAACAGAAACUGGAUGAAAAAGAACAGGCUCUCUAUUAUACUCGUUUGGAGGGGAGAAACAGAGCAAAACAUCUGCGGCAAACAAUUCAGUCUCUACGAAGACAGUUCAGUGGAGCUUUACCCUUGGCACAACAGGAAAAGUUCUCUAAAACAAUGAUUCAAUUGCAAAAUGACAAACUUAAGAUAAUGCAAGAAAUGAAAAAUUCUCAGCAAGAACGCAGAAAUAUGGAGAACAAAACAUUGGAGAUGGAAUUAAAGUUAAAGGGCUUAGAAGAGUUAAUAAGCACUUUAAAGGAUGCCAGAGGAGCCCAAAAGGUAAACCUUAGUUUGAAGUUCAGUAUUUCCAAGAGUUAAUAAUAAAUUAAAGCUUUUAACAUGUGUCUGUAUGAAAAAUGCUUAAUG